CGCAGUCUCUUUUAAAGUUUUCCCUUGUAAAGAUCGAAAUUGAGGAAAAUUCUUGAAAAAAGAAAAUCAAGAUGGACGGAAUGAAAAGUGGAUUUUUCUUGAACUUUUAUCAAAAAAUUCGAAAUAACUUAAAAAGUGAAGAGAUUCAAGCUUUCACAGAAUCAAAUUCUAAUCAAGAACGUUUUAAUUUCGCAUACCGCGUGAGUCAUGUUCACGAUAGAUUGAAAAUUCAUCGUCAUGAACGAGGUUCACCACUUCAACCCGACAAGGAUGAAAUUUUCUUUUAUAAAGAUUUGAAGUGUGCAAUGGAAAUGAAAAAAGUUGGUAACAAAUUCUUUCAAAACCAACAGUGGAUGGAAGCUUUGAAUUUUUACAACAAAAGUUACAUUAUGAUGCCGAAAGAGAAUUCCACUGACAUUUCCAUUAUCUUUGCCAAUCGUUCAGCGGUUUUGUAUCAUACACAACAAUAUGAUGCUGCAUUAAAGGAAAUCGAACGUGCCGUUGAUGAAAACUAUCCGAAAGAUUUGAUGUAUAAGCUUAAAGAAAGAAAAGCUCGAUGUUUACUUGCAAAAAAGAAUCACGUAGAGGCACUUAAAGCUUUUCAAGAAGAUGUUAAAGCUUUAGAUGAUUCAAGUUUGCCGCACGAGAAGAAAAUGAAACUGGAACGCGAUGCACAGAUUAUGAUAAAACUUAUGCAAAAAAAUCUUGAGAUUGAAGCUAAGACAAAGAAGUCUUUAAAAACUUUUCAAGUAAAGGAAGCUAAGAAAGAUAAAAAGGAAGUCGUUGAUCGUUUCAUUUGUGAUGCAGUGUCGUUUGAGUACACGGAAAGUGAAGGUCGUUUUGCGAAAGCCGGUAAAGAUAUUAAACUUGGGACUUAUCUCGUUCAAGAGAAACCUCACGUAGCAUGCUUGUUGCAGAUUUAUUCACAAACCCACUGUCAGACAUGUUUCAAACGGACAAACGUUCCAAUUACAUGUCCCAAUUGUGCUGAUGUUAUUUUCUGUUCAGAGAAAUGUCGAGACGAAGCAUUGAAAACUUUCCAUCAAUUUGACUUUGACUUUAUCGGUUCACUCGUCUAUCACAACCUUCAGUUUACUCAGUUCAACGCCCACGAAAUAUCUGAACUUCAAUAUAAGGGUAAAGGUGACGUUGGUACAUCAACAUUUAUUGGUGGUGGUCUCUAUCCAACUGUUGCCUUUUUCAAUCACUCGUGCGACCCGGGAGUGGUACGAUAUUUCAAUGGCAAUGUUAUCAUGGUGCGCGCCUUAAAACACAUCCCUGCGGGGGAAGUUGUUGCCGAAAAUUACGGACCAAUAUUCACUCAAGUUGCCAGGGAAGAACGACAAGCCCAACUCAUGAAGCAAUAUCACUUCAAAUGUUUAUGUAAACCGUGUUUGGAGAAUUGGCCUAUGUUUAGAGAAAUGGAUGACAAUAUACUUCGAUUCCGUUGCGAUGGUCAUAAUCGAACAUGCAAAAACGUUUUACUUGUACCGCUUGACGUCAACGAAUUUAUGAUCAAGUGUAUUGAAUGCGGCGAGUCAACGAACAUCAUGAAAGGAUUAAAAGCACUUCAGGAUACUGACAUGAUAUUUAAAGCUGCGACACGAUUACUUGAAGCUGGAGACACAAAAAAUUCUCUCGGAAAGUUUGUUGAGAAUUUAGAUUUGAUGGAUCAAUCGCUUGUGCCACCUUUUCGCAGUUACCAUCUGACACAGCAGGGCAUCCGACGAUGCAUCAUUGAGUUUGGCAAUAAGACUUUCUUAUAAUGUAAUUAUGAUGAAUUAUCCAUAAACAAGCUUUUUGUUCGGAUCAACAAUAAAGAAAAAUUGUUUUCAGUUUUCAUUUA
This is a messenger RNA of Clunio marinus, 1846 nucleotides long. The record is from the annotation of a GenBank genome assembly. NCBI's taxonomy places the organism in Eukaryota, Metazoa, Arthropoda, Insecta, Diptera, Chironomidae.